CUGGUGUAGAAUGGAGGAAGAAUAGUAAAUGACAUAAGACCGGAAGAAGCUGCAGGCAAACACGCUGCCUACAGUGCUGAAGAAAAGUUACUAAUUGUCAGCCGGAGGAAACUCUGUCCUGGGAAUAGCUUGUUACAAGUUGGGAGAGACUGGGCCUCACUAAACUUUUAAAACAGGUGUACUUUUGCAGCUGUCUUAUGUCAUUAUGAGAUGUCGUCCCUAACCGCUUCAUUUGUGCAAAUUAAAUUUAACGACUUACAGUUUUAUGAAAACUGUGGGGGAGGAAGCUUUGGCAGUGUUUACCGGGCACUAUGGUUAUCACAAGACAAAGAGGUGGCUGUAAAAAAGCUUCUCAAAAUAGAAAAAGAGGCAGAAAUACUGAGUAUGCUCAGUCACAGAAACAUUAUCCAGUUUUAUGGAGCUGUACUUGAACCUCCCAACUACUGUAUUGUCACAGAAUAUGCUGCCUGUGGAUCACUUUAUGACUACAUUAAUAGUAGCAGAAGUGAGGAUAUGGAUAUGGAUCAUAUUAUGGCUUGGGCAACAGAUGUGGCAAAAGGAAUGCACUACUUACACAUGGAAGCCCCGAUACGUGUAAUACACAGAGAUCUUAAAUCUAGAAAUGUUGUUAUAACCAUUGAUGGAAUAUUAAAGAUUUGUGAUUUUGGAGCCUCAAGAUUCCAUUCUCACACUACACAUAUGUCCCUUGUAGGGACCUUUCCUUGGAUGGCCCCAGAAGUAAUUCAGAGUCUUCCUGUUUCAGAAACAUGUGACACAUAUUCUUACGGUGUGGUUCUCUGGGAAAUGCUAACAAGGGAGGUUCCGUUUAAAGGCUUGGAAGGAUUGCAAGUAGCUUGGCUUGUAGUAGAAAAAAAUGAGAGGUUAACAAUUCCAAGCUCAUGUCCCAGAAGUUUUGCAGAACUGAUGCGUCAAUGUUGGGAAGCAGAUUCAAAGACUCGACCAUCAUUCAAACAGAUCAUAUCCAACCUUGAAUCCAUGUCAAAUGAUAGCAAACUUCCAGACCAGUGUAAUUCAUUUUUGCAUAACAAAGCAGAGUGGAGGUGUGAAAUUGAAGAAACAUUGGAGAGGCUAAAAAAACUUGAGCGAGAUCUCAGCUUUAAGGAGCAGGAGUUGAAAGAACGUGAGAAGCGUUUAAAGAUGUGGGAGAAGAAACUGACUGAACAAUCCCAUACACCUCUUUUCUUUCCUGUUGCUGCAAGAAUCUCUCAGAAGUCUUUCUUUGAAUCUAAAACAGAGGAGUCAAACAGUGCAGAGAUGUCAUGUCAGAUCACAGCCACCAGUAAUGGGGAGAUAGAUGGCAUGAACCAAAGUCUUCAGGCUAUGAUGAAGGGCUUUGGAAAUAUCUUUGACAUGAAUGUUGUAGGACCCGUCCGGCAUUCUGGAAUGCAGAUAAACAUGCAAGCCAAGCAGAAUUCCUCCAAAACCACCUCUGUCAGAAAAGGAAAGAAAAUCAACAUGGCAGUGGGAUUCAAUGAUUUUGAUUGGUCGGAUGACAGCAGUGAAGCUGCAAUUGAAAAAUUAACUCAUGACUACCUGAAUCUUUUUCACUUCCCUCCACUAAUUAAGGAACUCGGGUCUGGAAACAGAGAUGAGGAAAGGAUUGUGAAUUUAGAACUUGUGUUUGGAUACCAUUUGAAAGCAGGAAACAGCUCAGAGGAUUGUAAAUGGAAAAUGUAUAUGGAGUUAGAUGGAGAUGAAAUUGCAAUAACCUAUAUAAAAGAUGUGACAUUUACCAGGAAUCACCCUGAUGCUGAGGUUCUAAAGAUGACAAAACCACCAUUUGUAAUGGAGAGGUGGAUUGUGGGAAUAUCAGACAUGGAGACUGUUGAGUGCACUGUGACAUAUGAGAAUGAUGUCAGAACUCCUAGAAUGACAAAACACGUCCACAAAAUCUAUUGGAACAAUAUGAAAAUGCAAGAUGCAGUGAAGUCUGUUCAACUUGCAAUAAAGUCAUCUCUACAAAACUCUGAAGGCAAGACCAGCAAUAAUGACUCAAGUAUUGAUUGUCAAUGGAUCUACACAUUAAGAAUGCGUCAAAUGGCCACUGACACUUCACCACAGCAUCCGACAGGUCUGCCCCGUUCCCAGUCCUCAAGUCUAACAAACCUUUCCCAGAUUUUACCAUAUCUUCACAACCAAGAAUCGUAUGCUGCUGCUGUUCGACGAACUCGUAUCGCUUCAACAUUACAAGUUACUCCUAUUAACUAUUCACGCAGUUCUUCACCGACUCAAUUUGGAUUGAUAAAAAAUAUGUCAUCCUUGUCAAUCCAAAGUUCUAGAGGUAGCAGUGCCUCCAGUACAGCUUCUGAUAGUCCUUCAGAGAGAAAAAGAAUACGAAGUCCUACUAAAACCACAUAUCAACAAAAUACUAAUAGAUACAUGCCACGGAGAAGUGGAGGAAAAAGCCCACAAGCUAGCACUGGAAAGUAUUAUAAGUCUUCCUCAUAUGUACACAAUAAUCCACGUUCCACUGAACACAAACAUCAAAGAACUAGUCAACACCAAUACAAACAUAUUCCUGGAAUGCCUAUAAAAACAGAACCUGACUCUACUGCUAUUGGAGAAGAUAGCAAGGUGGCUAAUGAUGGUGGUUGGAUAAAAGUAGACUAUUCCAAAAAAAGUCAUAAGCAAGCUCUGACUAACAUGUCAAGUAAAGACAGAUCAAAGUUAUCUGGGCGUGUCAGACGAUAAAUAUUUAUUAUGGUCAGAGGAAGGGACUGUGUUUUAUCCCGAAACGUCACAAAUAAAAGUUUGUUGUCACAGA
Molecule: messenger RNA, 2785 nt
Organism: Bombina bombina (fire-bellied toad)
Lineage: Eukaryota; Metazoa; Chordata; Amphibia; Anura; Bombinatoridae
Gene: MAP3K20
Product: mitogen-activated protein kinase kinase kinase 20
Exons: 18
Coding region: 211-2712 (833 amino acids)
Biological process (GO): protein phosphorylation
Cellular component (GO): cytoplasm
Molecular function (GO): ATP binding; protein kinase activity
Source: RefSeq, a predicted model, not a curated record